Messenger RNA from Chlorocebus sabaeus (green monkey), 1162 nucleotides. NCBI's taxonomy places the organism in Eukaryota, Metazoa, Chordata, Mammalia, Primates, Cercopithecidae. The record is from RefSeq and is a predicted model, not a curated record.
UUUUUUAAACUUCUUCAUGUGACUAUCCUGACCUUAAAUAUAUACAUAUAUAUUUGUUUCAGGAUUAAAGAAAAAUCUAUUUACCUUCGCUUAUGGAAAAGAAACCACUGUAAUCACAGGGACUACCAGAAUAUUUCAAGAAAUGGUGCAUCUUCCCGAAACUUGAAAAAAUUUAUAGAAAGCUUGUCUAGAAACAAGAUGUUGGACUAUCCCGCCAUCGUUAUAUAUGCCAUGAUUGGAAAUGAUGUCUGCAGUGGGAAGAGUGACCCAGUCCCAGCCAUGACCACUCCUGAGAAACUCUACUCCAACGUCAUGCAGACUCUGAAGCAUCUAAAUUCCCACCUGCCCGAUGGCAGCCAUGUUAUUUUGUAUGGCUUACCAGAUGGAACUUUUCUCUGGGAUAAUUUGCACAACAGAUAUCAUCCUCUCGGCCAGCUAAAUAAAGACGUGACCUAUGCGCACUUGUACUCCUUCCUGAACUGCCUCCAGGUCAGCCCCUGCCACGGCUGGAUGUCUUCCAACAAGACGUUGCGGACUCUCACUUCAGAGAGAGCAGAGCAACUCUCCAACACACUGAAAAAAAUUGCAGCCAGUGAGAAAUUUACAAACUUCGAUCUUUUCUACAUGGAUUUUGCCUUCCAUGAAAUCAUACAGGAGUGGCAGAAGAGAGGCGGACAGCCCUGGCAGCUCAUCGAGCCCGUGGAUGGAUUCCACCCCAACGAGGUGGCUUUGCUGUUGUUUGCAGAUCGUUUCUGGGAGAAGGUGCAGCUCCAGUGGCCCCAAAUCCUGGGAAAGAAGAAUCCAUUCAACCCCCAGAUUAAACAGGUGUUUGGAGACCAAGGCGGGCACUGAGCCUCUCAGGAGCAUGCACCCUUGGGGAGCACAGGGAGGCAGAGGCGUGGGUAAACUCAUUCCACAAACCCUGUGGGGGCUGCUACGUCACAGGCCCAAAGGAGUCUCCUUCAGCAGCAUCUUUGCAAAAUGUCUUUCUCUCAAUGAAGAGCAUAUCUGGAUGACCGUGCAAUGCUGUGUGCUCCUGGGAUCAGUAACCCUUCCAUUGUUCCUGAAAUAACCUUUAAUAAAGUGCUUUGGGUGCCAUUCCAAGCAAGAGAGUAUCUGUGCCCUUUACAGCUAAUUGUUCUAAAAGGAGUUUCUAAAAACA